This is a messenger RNA of Amblyraja radiata (thorny skate), 1317 nucleotides long. RefSeq names its product interleukin-8-like. The record is from RefSeq and is a predicted model, not a curated record. NCBI's taxonomy places the organism in Eukaryota, Metazoa, Chordata, Chondrichthyes, Rajiformes, Rajidae. Gene Ontology annotation, biological process: chemotaxis; defense response; immune response. Gene Ontology annotation, cellular component: extracellular region. Bases 63 to 374 code for a protein of 103 amino acids. Gene Ontology annotation, molecular function: chemokine activity. The transcript has 4 exons.
GAGACAGCAGCAGCAGCAGCAGCAGCAGCACAAAGUUAAAGAACAACAUACAACACAGCACAAUGAACAGCAGAGUUAUGUUCUCCAUCCUUGCCCUCUUCAUGUUGUCUGCAACUUCCAUACAAGCAGCAUCGAUGGGAAGCUCGGGGAUGAACCUGCGAUGUCGGUGUAUCAGAACAUCCGCAAUAUUCAUCCAUCCAAAGUUCAUGGAGAAUAUCGAUAUUAUUCCACCAGGCCCCCACUGCGAGACAGUAAACAUCAUUGCCACCCUUAAAAAUGGCAACAUGAUCUGUCUGGAACCUAAAGCAAUCUGGGUGCAGAGAGUGAUUAACAGGAUGAUCAAUGAGCGCAAGAAGAAGGAGAAAGCUCAAUGAGAAGUUUGAAUGUGAAGAUGUACAUGGGAAUCUCCAUUGGCUCAGCCUCUGUAGUUGAGCUCAUUGUAAACUCCUUCAGUCAAUGAAAUUGCAACUAAUUUAAAUUAUUAUGGUAUUAUAUCUGCUGCAUUGUUUUGUUACAAAGAUUUUUGUUGGAUUUUUUUAAAGUAUUUUGUUUAAUUGAGUUUUAAUUAACUUAUUUUGUGUGCAUUAAUGAUAUAAAUAAUUGACAGUGGUUUAAAGACUGAAUGUAAAAUAAUCAGAGGUCGGGAUCUGUGAUCCUCAUUCUUUGAUGAAGUUGCCUGUGUUACCCACCCCGAUUACUGCAUUCCUAUGGUUACUGAUCUUAAACUGUUAAUGCUUAUUCUGUCAAACAACCUGAAACAUGGAGGGAUUUGGCAUAAUUGGUAGAAAUCUCUUCAGCAUUUGUAAAACAAACCUUUUUACAUUAACUCUUAACUGCUUCCUCACCAGAGAAUGGGAGAGUGGACAAGGUUUCAGAACCUAAUGUGUAUAUUUAUUGUUUGAUUAUCUGUAUUAUGAUUCGUUUUCCUGUAAUUAUUUAAUAUUUAUGUAAUUGUUUUCUAUUUAUACAUUUUUAUCAGUAUUGAAAAAUGUUCUACAACGAAAAUGCUGAAUGAUUUAUAGGGAUAACAACUUGUAUAGUUUUUUUGAACUAAUUUAAAAUUGUAUGGCAUAUUGCUACAAACUAUACUUAUCUUCAUAUAGAUUGUUUACAUAAAUGUGCAACUGUUAGAAACAGUUCACAAAAAUGUUUAUUUGGGCUAUCUGGUCUAUCUCAGCCUGAACAUAAAUGUACUGUUCAAUUAGUUCCACACGACUAAUUUUUCUACAUUUGUAAAAAAAGAUCGUUUUGUUGUUAUUUUCUGUUUAAAAUGUUAAUCCAGUUCAAAAGAGCAUUAAACCAAAGUUUUAAAAUAUA